GAGUUCCAGACCAGUGUUGUCUCCCGGGACAUUGAUACAGCAGCCAAGUUUAUUGGCGCUGGGGCUGCCACAGUUGGUGUGGCUGGUUCAGGGGCUGGCAUUGGAACAGUGUUUGGCAGCUUGAUCAUUGGCUAUGCCAGGAAGGGGGCAAUGGCAGCCUGCCCUCCGUGGGUGACGGUGCGGGAAGCAAGGAUAAAUUAGAGGUUUUCAGACAGCAAAGAGCCCUGAGCAAGUCGACUCAUCUAUUCAGAACCUUCCCCAAUGAAGCUCUAUUCCCUCUCCUAGCCCAUGGACAGGACCGAGGAGGGUCUCUUCCUUCCUUCCUCUCCCUGCCACACUUGAAAAUUAAAUAUUGCACGUCACUGGGCUCUCAGCCGCACCUCGGCGACUCCGCACGCUUCAGAGCCUCCUCCCGCAAAGCGAGGGCCAACGCCGGCCCUGGGCCCCGGCUCCAGUUCCCACCCCCUCUCGUCCUGGAGGACCGUGGGUGGACGCUCUUGCAGAACGCCUCUCGCUGGUCGGGCGGGGGUGGGCGGAGCCAGCGCCGCCCGGGCUGUGGAAGCGGAGGGUGGGGACACUCUGGCCCGGCUCUCGGUGGUGCGGGAGCGGUAGGGAGCAGCGGCCGCUCUGGUCGGCGGACGUGCUGCCGAGCAGUCCCGGAAGCGAAGCAGCGAUGGCGGAGAGUCCAACUGAGGAGGCGGCGACGGCGACGGCGACGGCGGGCGCCGGGGCGGCGGGCCCCGGGGCGAGCGGCGUCGCCGGUGUUGUUGGCGUUAGCGGCAGCGGGUUCGGGCCGCCUUUCCUGCCGGAUGUGUGGGCGGCGGCGGCGGCUGCGGGCGGGGCCGGGGGGCCGGGGAGCGGCCUGGCUCCGCUGCCCGGGCUCCCGCCCUCGGCCGCUGCCCACGGGGCCGCGCUGCUUAGCCACUGGGACCCCACACUCAGCUCCGACUGGGACGGCGAACGAACCGCGCCGCAGUGUCUACUUCGGAUCAAGCGGGAUAUCAUGUCCAUUUAUAAGGAGCCUCCUCCAGGAAUGUUCGUCGUACCUGAUACUGUUGACAUGACUAAGAUUCAUGCAUUGAUCACAGGCCCAUUUGACACCCCUUAUGAAGGGGGUUUCUUCCUGUUCGUGUUUCGGUGUCCGCCCGACUAUCCCAUCCACCCGCCUCGGGUCAAACUGAUGACAACGGGCAAUAACACAGUGAGGUUUAACCCCAACUUCUACCGCAAUGGGAAAGUCUGCUUGAGUAUUCUAGGUACGUGGACUGGCCCCGCCUGGAGCCCAGCCCAGAGCAUCUCCUCCGUGCUGAUCUCCAUCCAGUCCCUAAUGACUGAGAACCCCUAUCACAAUGAGCCUGGCUUUGAGCAGGAGAGACAUCCAGGAGACAGCAAAAAUUACAAUGAAUGUAUCCGGCAUGAGACCAUCAGAGUGGCAGUCUGUGACAUGAUGGAAGGAAAGUGUCCCUGCCCUGAGCCCUUACGAGGGGUGAUGGAGAAGUCCUUCCUGGAGUAUUACGACUUCUAUGAGGUGGCUUGCAAAGAUCGCCUGCACCUUCAAGGCCAGACAAUGCAGGACCCUUUUGGAGAGAAGCGUGGCCACUUUGACUACCAGUCCCUCUUGAUGCGCCUGGGACUGAUUCGUCAGAAAGUGCUGGAGAGGCUCCAUAAUGAGAACGCCGAAAUGGACUCUGAUAGCAGUUCGUCUGGGACAGAGACAGACCUGCACGGGAGCCUGAGGGUUUAGACCCUGCUCCCUUCUCCCCUCCCCCCACUCAAGGGUCCCAGCAACGUCCCUUCCCCCCCACCCCAGGGAUGGAGAGGCACUGUGUAUCUCCCUCCAAACGUGACGUCAUCCUGCAAGAUGGCAAGAACCAAGCCAGCUCGGAUCCCAGGGUGUGGGAGUGGGGAGGCUGUUCCUGACCUGACCUCCCUGGCUCUCGAGCAUCCGGGGCUGUGUUCAUCCCAUAGCAGGGGCCAAGGUACCGACGCAGGAGCACCCAGGGUGAGGGCCUCUGGCAAACACAAGCGGCUGACACACCUCUCGGCGGGGCCAGAUCCUCAGGGGGAGGCGGGAGACAAACUGUAAUUCCAAGAGGGAGCGUGCCCACAUGAUUGAGGGGGAUAUCUGGAAGGGAGCUUUGGGUGGGGACUGUCUGUGACACUUAAGCAGUCUGGGUGGUUGUCUGUCUGUCUGCAGUCUUGAAGCAGGGCUUCCCGAUGCCCUUUUCCUCCCUGCCUCUUCUCCCAAUACUUCCCAUGGGCCAGCAUAAUUUUGUUUUUCCUAAUUUAUAGUCACUGUUCUAGACAGACCAAAGAGAAGGAACAGUGGUGGAGUCUAGGCUGCUGAUCAGUGAGCUUUACCUAGCACCUGAGCACCUUUCUCCUCUGCCCGCCCCCAUUCCCUCGCCCAUUUCCAGAUUUAAGACAGAAGGUAAAUGUGACUGGGAUGGAACUGAGGUCCUGGUAGAGCCUGCACAGGCACCAUGAGAAGCUGAUUUUGUUCCCGCAAUCACUGAUUUGAAAAGUUCCCAACACAGCCAGCUGCUGUUUGUGGGGUACGAGAGCCACUACAUAGAAUAGUCUUUUACAGAUGUUCCUAAAUGCUACCCACGAUGAGGGUAUUUCCCCUGAGGGUGGGGUGCAGUGGGGAGACUGAUGCUAGUCCUCUUGUGUUCUGUUUGGCUGUCCUUGUGUAUUUUCACCCUGGCCUCUAGUUACCCCCCCAACCUCCCUUCCACUUCAAUGCCCAGGGACUUGUGGGGAGCAAGGGUCGCCAAUGGCAGAGGGGCUGGGACUGUGGGCCCCGCUGCUUCUCUUGCCUCUCUGCCUCCCGUCCUUCCCAGCUGCUCUGUCACUGGCUCUGAUGGCUGUUUGCCUGGCUGUGUUGCUUCUCUGUCUGUAUCUAGCUGCAGUGAUCCUUUAGCUGGUUGGCUCAGAAGAAUGUGUGUUAGGCGCCCUGUGGUACUGGGCACUGAGAAACUCCAGCCUUCCCCUUUUUGGUGUGUUCUCCCCAUACUUUACAGAUUCUUACUGUUAGGGCUCCCAGUGGGGUGUUGGUGAUCCGUGUGACGCAGGGCCUCAGUCAGUAUCCAGCCGCGUGUAUGGGAGAGGAUGACUUGGGCCUGCCCUGCCCGCUGCUGUGGAGGCUUCUGCCUGCGGGUCAUGGGACUUCCGGGGAGUUCGGAAGGGGUUGGGCACGAAGGAGAAUGUCCAGCUUGGGAGGGCAGGAAGCAAAGAAACUGGACAGGAAGUGGGCUUGGGGAACGGAAGUUUAUCUCGGAUACCUAAGGCUGGGUCUCUUAACAAGGAGACUUAAAGAGGGACCCCGCUGCCAAUUUCCCUCUUCCAUUCCCAGAGCAAGUACAGGGCUUAGCAGAAGGCCCUUGGCCUGUUGGUCCAGUGGUUGUCUGUCAUCCAUUUAAGUGUUCCCACUUUCAAGUGACAAUCCUCUCCUUGGCCCUGCCGUGGGCAGAGCAUGUCUGGCAUACCAGCCUGACUUUUAUGCCCUAAUCUUGAGUUGAGGAAAUAUAUGCACAGGAGUCAAAAGAGAUGUCUUUAUAUCUGACUGUACAUAAAUGAAGUUUUUUUUUUCUUUUUGGUGCAAUAAAGUUUGUUUUGGCAGAA
Mustela lutreola (European mink) is the source of this 3624-nucleotide messenger RNA. RefSeq names its product ubiquitin conjugating enzyme E2 Z (gene UBE2Z). NCBI's taxonomy places the organism in Eukaryota, Metazoa, Chordata, Mammalia, Carnivora, Mustelidae. Gene Ontology annotation, biological process: negative regulation of apoptotic process. Bases 674 to 1744 code for a protein of 356 amino acids. Gene Ontology annotation, molecular function: ubiquitin conjugating enzyme activity; cysteine-type endopeptidase inhibitor activity. Gene Ontology annotation, cellular component: nucleus. The record is from RefSeq and is a predicted model, not a curated record. The transcript is spliced from 8 exons.